ACUUUGACCGGCACUGAAGCGAGCACCUGGCUACGCUCUAAUGCCGCCCCGCUAUCUCAACUUUACGCAGGGUGGACCAAAUACAGGAAACCAUUCUCUAACCUGGACUGACUUAUUGAUGACAGUAGGGGUGUUGUCUAUGAACGCGGAUUGAAUAUUGCAAAAUCUAAAUCAUACCUAGAUCACGUUUGUUCAGGUCGUCAGGUGAUCGCAAUAACAAGUGGACUCUAGACCAACCAAUUGGCGGGAUCAUCUUUCAAUCAUUUAGCUAUUUCGGACACGACGUCAUAGCUGUGUUUCACCUACUGUAUAAACAGUGUUAAACUCAUGUCAUGGCGGCUUGACGGGCGACGCCCUAAAACUUUUGUCCGUCUUGUGAGAACUGUACUACUUCAAGAUGGAACUCACAGAAACGACACUACCUUCCAACUUCUUAACCUCCUUCAAAUGGAGUGAGAGGUCUAUCGCACUCGGAGUGUUGUUAGAGAACUACCGGCUGCCGCAGGUGGUGAGGGUACCGCGGGAUCACCAGGUACGGGUCGGGGCCGUGCAGCUGGCGGGAGACCAGCACGUUCUGCUGGGAGAGGCGCGGAGGGUGAGGCGGGUGGUGGCACAGGCGGUCGAGCUUCGCAGUUUCCUUCCAGUCGGGCCCAAACUCAGCAUCCCUUUGGAUUUCAGAGGGCGAUUCCUCUUACUGCCGCUAGAGGGCUGGCAGGCCGGUGUACGCCACUUUGAGACGGUGUCCGAGCUCACGGCCUCCUUCCCAGAUAAAGUCUACGCAAAGGAAGACAUCCAUCUGGAUGUCUUCGACGGCAUAGUGAAGACGCCGGACAAGAAAAAGGUCGCCAAGACGUUCAAACAUCCCAUCGUUCAACGCGGUGACGUUCUGACCCUACUCGCUGUGAAGAAAGCGUAUCGGGUGUCUAAGACUACUAAAAAACCCAAGAAAGGCAGCUCCAAGGCGGUGGAUUGUUUGAUUUGCGCCAAUCAGAAGAACGAAAGGGUGGCGCUUCCCAUCUCGUUCCCAGGGAAGUUCGUGACGGUUCACAACAUUGAAGAGAUUGUGAAGAACUACCGGCUGCCAGUCAUGGUCCAACUGGUGCAGGGGCAGGCUCCUGCUGUGGACAACUUCACCGGUGUUCUGACACUGAUGGAGACCGGCACAGACCACAGCGUGCAGGCCCGGCUGGUGUCCCCGGAGGGGGAGAUAGACACGGAACCGUUCAGAAUCCCCGUCAUCGGCAAGAAAAUUCAACUCGUCCCUCCCGAGGCGAUGCUACUAAACACCGCAGAGUACAAGCAGAACUUAGCGGACUGGCUCGAAGGCAACUGGCGAGGACCGCCGGCAAAUGGCCACGUUAGUAACGGCUCCGUGCUGCUGAGGGAAACACCACGUAACGGGGAGCUCAUGACGGUACAAGCGACCCUGCACCAGGAAACGCCUUCCGAAGAAGUUGGGAGACCGUCAGCGGAGGGCGACGUUACUACGGCCGACAGCAGCAGUCGCGUCGUAUCGGUGGACGGCUCUAUCUACGAGUACCUCGAAGGAUCGAAUCCUCCAGAGGAAAAGCCCGAGGUUCGCCGGCACGUUACUCUGGCUGAAAUCGUUCUCGAGGACUCGUCUACAGACCCUCCUGACGCGCCACAAGAAACGGUCGAAAGUUCCGCUGACAGAGCCGAGGGCGCCCCACCAGCGCCGGACUACCCCGCCCCUCUUCCCCCGGCCCCCAUCCUCACCCCCGACGUCGCUCCCCCUGCCCCCGACUACCCUGCACCCCUACCGCCCCUCCAAUUAGAGACACUUGCCCCUCUGGAGGCCCCACCUCCUGUUCCUGACAAACCCAUCAACAUCCCGGAGCGUGACUAUGACCCAAACCCUCCCUCUACUCCCGCGCCCCCUCCCGCCCAGUCGGAAGACAAGUACGGCUACAUGAUCCCGUUAGACAACGACGGGCUACCAGUGCGUGACUACCCCCCAGAAGCCGACACCCCCUCGGAAACUACGGCUACCACUCCCCUCGCUGGAGCAGCCCUCACCAGUCAGAUUCUUGCCAUGCGGCAGAAGAUCCUGACAGGGGAGACCAAAACGGAAGACACCGAAGAUGGGCAAGAAGAUGAGGAUGAGGAUGAUCCCGACUGGGAACCUCCUACCGACCUGACGAUCAUGACGCCCCGGGAGGUCACCAAGUUCCUCCGACUGGCAGAGAUAGAAGAGGAGGCCAUACAGAGGUUCAAGGCCGCGGGGGUUGACGGGAAGAGACUAGUGGGCAUGCCCAGAGAUGAAAUGACAGACGAGUUCGAGCUGACCUCACAGCAGAGCAAAGAUGUCUUCAGCUUCAUACUAGAGUCGCAAAUUGCAACCAAACUGUAACUUGUGGGAUCGUGUGGCAUAACUGUAGGGUAUGUGACCCAGAGACCAGUAGUCCCGGGUUCAAAAUUUGUCAUGCCACAAAUAUUAUAUUUUGCCCUUGGGAAAGACACUUACUUUCUUUAUUCCACCCAGGUGUAAAAAUCCGACUUCGGUUGGGAAAGAAAAGGACAGGACUCCGCCUGCCAAUACCAUGCCCUCGACAUAUUGGAGAACAAUCGCCCCUAAGGCAUCAAAAAGGCUAUGGAACUACCUUAUAAAGCCUAUUGUUCUUUGUAUAUGGCACUGUUAACAUACGUUUCUAAUUUAAAGUGCAGUGCCACAGUGUUCUUGUCUGUCCAAAAGUAAAU
This is a messenger RNA of Branchiostoma floridae (Florida lancelet), 2718 nucleotides long. RefSeq lists its product as uncharacterized. Gene Ontology annotation, biological process: L-serine biosynthetic process. NCBI's taxonomy places the organism in Eukaryota, Metazoa, Chordata, Leptocardii, Amphioxiformes, Branchiostomatidae. The record is from RefSeq and is a predicted model, not a curated record. Gene Ontology annotation, cellular component: cytoplasm. Gene Ontology annotation, molecular function: pyridoxal phosphate binding; O-phospho-L-serine:2-oxoglutarate transaminase activity. Bases 398 to 2371 code for a protein of 657 amino acids. The transcript is spliced from 4 exons.